AUGCAGAAAUAUGGUCUUAAGGAUUGGUCAAUUUGUGGAGUAGGCCUGCUGGACUCGGAUAUUAUUAUGCGCGAUGCCUUAAGCAGUCAAGACUAUUUGUACACCUUGAUGGAACGGGGAAUUGAGAAAACUACUACUCAGGUAAUUGGCUCUAUCACUUCUUAUAUGUAUGCUCCUGAAAACCCCGCAGCAGUGAUCGAGAAAAUGGCAAGUGAAGACACACGAAUUGUAUCUCUUACCGUUACUGAGAGUGGUUACUAUUAUAGUGAGGCAACAUCUUCUCUUCAAACAGAUGAUCCUGCGGUCAUUAAUGAUUUGAAGAGUUCUGACACUCCUAGAACCAUAUAUGGGUAUUUAUACGAAGCUUUAUUGAUUCGUUACAAACAAGGACGUGGUCCUUUCACCGUAAUGUCUUGUGACAAUAUGCCAGAAAACGGUAAAACAUUGAAAUCCAUGUUGAUUGCAUUUGCAAAAUUGAAGAAUUCAGAGUUUGCAGAUUGGAUUGAUAAGAAGGUUGCAGCUCCUAAUGCUAUGGUGGACCGUGUGACUCCAAAAACGACAGAUGAAGAUCGUUCUUACUUAGCCACAGUUCUGGGCGUUGAAGAUAAAUGUCCGGUUGUUUGUGAACCAUUUAUUCAGUGGGUUCUCGAGGACAACUUUUCUGAAGGUCGUCCGAACUGGGAAGACGCUGGAGUCGAGAUUGUGUCUGAUGUGGGGCUUUAUGAAUUGAUGAAGUUACGUUUGCUUAACGGUGCACACUCCGAAAUGGGUUACUUGGGUUACCUGGCAGGAUACGAGUACAUUCACGAGGUUGUCACCGAUCCUUUAAUUAACAAGUAUAUUCGUACCAUGAACCACGAAGAAGUCAUACCUUUACUUCCAAAAAUUGAUGGCGUGGACUUUGAAGAGUACUCUCUCUCCGUUUUGAAAAGAUUUGCUAAUCCUGCAAUUAAGGAUCAAGUUUCACGUAUUUGCUUGAUGGGAUCCGGCAAAAUGCCAAAGUAUGUUUUACCCUCCAUUUCAGAGCAGCUUUCGAGGCCUAAUGGCAAAUAUGACCUUUUGACCCUAGGUGUUGCCGGCUGGUUCCGUUACUUGACCGGUAUUGACAUGAAGGGAAAUGAAUUUACGAUCGAGGACGUCAUGGCACCAAAGCUUAUUCAAGCAGCUAGGGAAGGUGGUCGUGAUCCUCAUCCUCUUCUAAAUAUAAAAGUACUAUUUGGAUCUGAUUUGAGGGAAAACGCUGAGUUUGUUAAAAAGUUGACUCUGGCCUUGGAACUUGUCUCUGACUCGGGUCCCUUAGAAGCCAUUCGAAAGUACAUAAUCGACUAUGAAAAUUAA
Messenger RNA from Lachancea fermentati, 1338 nucleotides. The record is from the annotation of a GenBank genome assembly. NCBI's taxonomy places the organism in Eukaryota, Fungi, Ascomycota, Saccharomycetes, Saccharomycetales, Saccharomycetaceae.